Molecule: messenger RNA, 525 nt
Organism: Salvelinus namaycush (lake trout)
Lineage: Eukaryota; Metazoa; Chordata; Actinopteri; Salmoniformes; Salmonidae
Product: uveal autoantigen with coiled-coil domains and ankyrin repeats-like
Exons: 5
Coding region: 139-525 (128 amino acids)
Molecular function (GO): actin binding
Source: RefSeq, a predicted model, not a curated record
UGAGUCAGGUGAAAGUCGUACGGUACUCAGCGGAGAAAAAGUUGUUUCGUUUAGAAAUGAAACGUUUGUCAACAUCUUAAAUUAUGAACGUUGAAUAAUAAGAUUUACAACUUCAACAUCACCAGGUAAACAGCAGCAAUGAAGAGUCUCAAGUACCGACUGAAAAAGCAUGAAGUUACGCUCACAAACACAGACUGGAACAAGUAUGACGACCGGCUGAUGAAGGCGGUGGAACGGGGCGAGGUGGACAAGGUGGCGGCCGUGCUCAGCAAGAAGGGCAUCAUCCCCACUAAGCUGGACAUGGAGGGACGAUCCGCGUUCCACCUCUCCGCCACCAGGGGCCACCUGGACUGUCUCAAUCUCAUCCUGGGCCACAGCGUUGACCUCACAGCCACCGAUGCCACCGGUAAAAACGCCCUUCAUCUCGCUUCCAGAAAUGGCCAGUCGCUUUGUGUGCAGAAGCUAUUGCAGCAACCCAACUCCCGGGCCGAGGGGAAAUCCUACUUGCCCCCCGACCCCCACUAG